AUUCUGCGCAUUACAUUGCGCGCAGCGGUUAAAACCUCAACUCGAUGGAGGACGCCUUGAUAAAUUCAGGCUAUGAAGCGGAGUAAUUCAGCACAGACCUCAUGAUGGUGUAUGAUUUUGACGUGAAGGAAUUCUGCCAAAACUUGAAGGCAACCAAACCGCCAUAUGAAUGUCCAGUGAGAUCAUGUGGAAAAGUCUACAAGAGCUACUGUGGGAUUCAAUUUCACCUGUAUAACUUUGACCAUGAUAAUCCUGAAAACAACUCUCCCUCUCCAGGGAAAAAACCUGGGAAGAAGAAGACGAAAUGGGGUCAUCAUAGAGCCAUGCGUCGAUCCCCAACGCCACCUGAGUUUGUAGCUCCUCCCCGAAGAGAGACUUUAACCUAUGCUGAAGCCCAGCGUCUUGUGGAGAUUGAUUUAGAGGGCAGACUGCACAGAAUAAAUAUAUAUGAACCUCUUGAAAUCAUUACCCAGGAUGAAAUUGACAACCACAAAAACACAGAAAAGGAAGAAAAGGCAGAGAAAACCCCCCUGAAGACUAAAAACUGUGAAAAUCAGAAAGCCCGUAAAGAACCAACGGCUGGAGCACAACCCAUAGUAAAGUUACCAGAAGCGCAGUUCAAGGUCAUAGAUGAUUAUAUUAAGCCAAGUAAAAUUUCACAAAGACAAAACUCAUACUAUCGUUACAUUGAAAAAUCAGUUGAAGAACUUGAUGAAGAAGUGGAGUAUGAUAUGGAUGAAGAGGACCAUGCUUGGUUGGAAAUCCUGAACAAGGGUCGAAAAGAAGAUGGCAUUGCUCAGGUCAAGCAAGAAGACUUUGAGUUACUAAUGGACAGAUUUGAGAAAGAGGCUUUCUUCCAAAGCCAAACCUCAGGCAAGGACCUUGGCCCUUCCAUUGAUGAGGAUGCUGUGUGCAAUAUUUGUCAGGACGGAGAGUGUCAGAACAGUAAUGUGAUUUUAUUCUGUGACAUGUGUAACUUGGCCGUGCAUCAGGAAUGCUAUGGUGUGCCCUACAUUCCGGAAGGACAGUGGUUGUGUCGGAGGUGUCUACAGUCACCCUCCCGAGCUGUGGACUGCUGUCUGUGUCCAAACAAAGGAGGGGCAUUCAAACAGACAGACGAUGGCCGCUGGGCACACGUCGUCUGUGCCUUGUGGAUUCCAGAAGUGGGGUUUGCAAAUACUGUGUUUUUAGAACCCAUUGACAGCUUUGACAAUAUUCCGCCCGCAAGAUGGAAAUUAUCAUGUUACAUUUGUAAGCAACGAGGGAAGGGGGCGUGCAUUCAGUGUCACAAAACUAACUGUUAUACAGCUUUUCAUGUUACAUGUGCACAGCAAGCAGGGCUGUAUAUGAAAAUAGAACCUAUUAAAGAAUCUAGUGCUAAUGGAUUGACUGUUAGUGUACGGAAGACUGUGUACUGUGAUGUUCACACACCGGCCGAUUCUGACUGUACGCCGUGUCUCACGGGGGCGGACAGCUCAGAGGAUGAUAACAAGUCAGCUUCCGCCAAAAAGGCAAAGGAAAAGUCCAAACUGAAAAUGAAGAAAGCUCGCAAAAUCUUAGCAGAGAAACGCAAUGCUCUUCCGGUUGUUUCAAUACCCAUUAUUCCCCAGUCUAGGUUGUCCAAAAUUGCCAACAUGAUCAGUCUACCUAAGAAGCAGCCAUUCUUGACCAAGUUAUUAAGUUACUGGACACUAAAGAGGCAGUCCAGGAAUGGGGUCCCUCUUUUGAGGAGACUCCAGUCAAAUCACAUGACCAGAAACAAACAUGAGAAUAUUAGGAAAGUUGUUGCGCAUUCAUUUCAGACCAAAAAUGAUAAGCAGAGCAAUGCUCUGAAGGAGCAGCUGAAGUACUGGCAGCGGCUGAGGCAGGACCUGGAGAAAGCAAGACUAUUGGUGGAACUCAUCAGGAAACGAGAGAAGCUCAAGAGGGAGCAGUUAAAAGUCCACCAGAUGGCAAUGGAGUUACAGCUUCAGCCAUUUGCUGUGCUGUUACGCUCCACAUUAGAGCAACUAGUGGAGAAAGACACGUCUAAUUUCUUCACAGAGCCUGUUUCAUUAGAUGAGGUUCCAGAUUACCUUGAAUACAUUGAUAAGCCUAUGGACUUUGAGACUAUGCGAAAAAACAUAGACAAUCACAAGUACCACACAAUGGAUGAGUUUGAGACAGACUUUGAAUUGAUCAUUAAGAACUGUAUGAAGUACAAUGCCAAAGACACUGUUUUCUAUCGUGCUGCCACAAGGCUCAGGGAUCAGGGUGGUGCCGUGAUACGAAAUGCCUGUCGUACUGCGGAGAGAGUGGGCUAUGACCCAGCAACAGGCCUACACAUGGAGCAGGUGCCAUCUGUUCCUGAACCAGUCGUCUUAGAGGACAUUGAUAGCUUCUUAGAAGAUACAAAGGAUGGAAUGCCACUCGAAGAACAACUAAGGAUAUUAUUAGACAAAAUGGAUGCCGCUAAUGCCUCCAGAAAACCUGGAAAAUCUAAGCUUGCCAGAAGGAUUAGAAAGGAGAUUGUGAAGGUGCGGCGAAAGUUAGCCAUUCAGAAAGGCCAGCAUGCCAGUGAUAUAGAAGACACAGCAGAUACAGCUUCUGAAGUUAAUGAAGACUCGGCACAUGAAGAUGGACCAGACAUCUCUACACCAAAGUCUAGCAAAUCAGAGAAGUCCACUUCCAAAGGAGCUAAAGAAACCCCCACCAGGGGGAGGGGCAGAGGAAGAGGUCGUGGCAGUGUAGGGCGACCAAGGAAAUCUCGCAAUGAUUCUGAAAGCGAGUCUCCACUUGUAGGAGCAAGGCUUAUAGAGAAGAGAAGGUCCUCUGACAGUUCAAGAACAACAGAAUCCUCUAGUACAUCUUCAAAGGACAGCAACUCCUCACAUCCAGCCCACAGCGGGGUUAACAGGCGUACCUCUGUGUUGUUUGGUAAAAAGAACUUCCGCAGCAGUAAGAACGAUAGCUCUGCCCCAAGUAGUCCAGGAACACCCACCCAACCCUCUACCCCACCGCGCAGAAAUUCCAAAGGGGGUCGCCCUUCCAAGCAGAAAGGGGACCACACUGACUCUCCACAACCCCCAGUGUUAGAGCCAAUGACAUCGGGACGGUCUUCCUCGAGGGGACCAGCUAGUCCAAAGAGUCCUGGUGUCAGGAAGCGCUCGGCCAGUGCAAUAACCUCCCCUGACAGGGAAUCUAGACCAACUCCACCCAAAAGGACCACCUCUCUCAGUGAGCCUCUCUCUUUUUCUGACCCACCGGACAUCACAAAGAGAGAUAGCUUUCGCUACUACCGAGGCCCCGAUAAUUUGCGGAGUUCGUCCGAUUCGGACAGCACGUCGGUUAUUAGUUCCAGUGACGAGUCAUUGACGGAUAGUUCUCUUGGCAGUUCAAGUUCCAACAGUCGCUCAGAAUUAAAUUCAAACGGACUCCCCAAAUUAUCUGAGGAGGGAACGGAGAGCGACUCCUCUGCCUCUCCUGCUGCACGCCACCAGGGGCGGGCUCACCGGAGUGGAAGCUGCGACUCGGAGGACCUUAUCCCCCUGGAGCCCCUUGACCUAGUUUGGGCUAAAUGCCGUGGAUACCCAUGGUAUCCUGCAUUGAUCAUCAAUCCCAAAAUGCCAAAAACUGGUUACUUCCACAAUGGUGUCCCUAUCCCUGUCCCUCCGGACGAUGUGCUGGCUCUCCAGAGGAAGUAUGACGAGCCCGUGUACCUUAUCCUGUUCUUUGACACCAAACGUACAUGGCAAUGGUUACCAAGAAACAAACUGGAGCCUCUUGGAGUGGACUCAGGUCUAGACAAGGCCAAGUUGUUAGAGAACAAAAAGCCCAAUGUUAGGAAAGCAGUACAGAAGGCUUACGAGAAAGCCAUCCUCCACAGGUGUAGUGUGACGGGGGAACCCAACCCUCUGUCUGGGGAUUCGGAGCUAGAGGAUCAGGACUAGGGACAAGAUUGUUUGAAGGGACCUAAAAAUACCCAACCCUUGUGGGAAAUUCUACUGAAGUUUUUGAUAGACCUAAGUCUGUAUGCUGAAGUGUUUGAAAAAUACCCAAGCCUAAGGAAAAUUCUAUUGAUCCAAAUCAGUGGGAUUAAAAUCCGAGUUGGUGGAUUAGGACUAGAAGUAAAAAUGUCUGCAGUGUUUGUGAGGACAAUCCAAAUGUUAAACUGAUUAUGAAGUAUGCACUAUUCCGUUCUUUGCAGACUGCUACUCAGAUCUGGUGUACAGCAAAUGAAAAUUUGGAUUUGAUGAUGCUUGCAAAAAACUGUGGUCUGUUUUGUGAUUGGUUUCAAUAAAGUUUGCAAAAAAUGAACUUGUUUUAAUGAUGAAAUUGAAUUUGUCUUUAAUGCUAUUGAUCUUCAGAAGUUUAAAUUAAUUAUUGUUGGUUAAACCUGUUUCGAUUUUAUGAUAGUUGUAGAAAAGUAUUCAGUGCAAUGUUAUAGUUUGCAAUUUUCUAAUGGAUUAUUAAUGUGUACAUUUAUUUGAAAUAAUUGAAAUCCAUUCAAUAGUUGAAGUUUUGUGUAUCAUUUUGUCAUGAGAUGGCAUGAACAAAAAAUAGGGUCGGAUGUGAAACGAACAAAUUUUAUGAAUAUAAUAAACUCCUAUGAGUGUGUUCACUAGAUAAAUUGGCUAUUGUGUGUUAUUUAUAUUACUGAUACAUGUAUAUGUAAUUUGAUGGUGCAUAGACUUUUCUCCUUGUAUUUGAAACAACAAAUGAAAUUUAUUGUAUUUAUUUGCAAGCAAAAUUUUGCAACAAAUGAAGACCAUCCCACCUCAUUGAAAGACCAUAGGAUUGUCUUUCCAAUGUCUACUGUAGAGAUGCAUGUACUAGCUUAAAUGAAAUUGAUUGUGUUUGAAAAACAAAAUGGAGUUCUGUUAUAAACACGCAAAGGAACUCAUCACUUUUAUGUGUACUGUUAAUUGUUAUUAUUUAUUCCAUUUUAUCAGUCCUUUGUUUUGGGGUGUUGAGAAUUCAUAAAACUUUGUUUCUGUUGUUGUUAUCCAUGUUUCUAGAUGUGUAAAAGUUUAAGAUGUAUUGCAUACCAGGCAACAAGAAGAUUCUCUGGGAUCUUUUGUCAUACUAGGUGUCUCAGAAUGCAGAACAUUUUUUUUUCAUGUGUGUUCUGUAGAUAUUACAUGUUGAAGAGUUUUGAAUGUCAUGUUUGUACAUGUAUGUAGCAACUGCAGUGCGUUUCAUAUAGAUUUUACAAUGAACUGGGUUGUAAAAAAAAUUAACAACAACAAAAAAGCAUGUUUUAAUCCAUGAACUUGAAAACAAUGUCAGAUAUGUGUAAAUUUACUGCCAGUGUUUUAAAUUUCUUUGAUGAUGCAUGUUCUGUUCCCCAUUUUCAGCAGCAUUUCGUAAUCAUUUUAUUCAAACAUAUUUUUAAUGAAAAUAAACUUGAGUUUUGUACAGAAAAAUAAAUUGUAUGAAUCUUA
Magallana angulata is the source of this 5423-nucleotide messenger RNA. Its product is annotated as peregrin-like. The transcript has 16 exons. The record is from RefSeq and is a predicted model, not a curated record. Gene Ontology annotation, biological process: regulation of transcription by RNA polymerase II. Gene Ontology annotation, molecular function: protein binding. The coding region runs from base 102 to 3929 and encodes 1275 amino acids. Gene Ontology annotation, cellular component: MOZ/MORF histone acetyltransferase complex. Lineage: Eukaryota; Metazoa; Mollusca; Bivalvia; Ostreida; Ostreidae.